CCCCAUUCGAACUCCCCAAGAUAAGAGAGAAGGAGAGAGCCACAUAACCAAGAUAAGCCAAAGAGAGAGCAAGCUGUCCGCAGGUUCGUUCUUCAGUGCGUAGCUCUGAUUGUUUGAGCCAUAACUCGAGAUUCACUCGUCCAAUUAAGGCGUAUAAGAUACCAAAAGAAAGCUCUCAAGACGAGGAAUCCGUGGAUGUCUGGUUUGCAUCAAUCGGAGUAGUGUAAGGCUUCCAAAUCGUCCGAGAAAAACACAACCUCGCAGAAUACGUUUUUGUAUUCAAAGUUAGGGAACGAAUUCGUCGGGAAACACCCGUUCUAGGGACUGUUUUUGCGUCUUCGGUUAGGAGUUGAACUAGCACUUUGAGGGGGCUGUUUAACACUCAAUUCCAAGCAAGGAAUCAGUUCUAAAACCUUCUUGGCCGAGGCUUUGGUCGUUGGAGCGAGAAGGAAGGUUUUAAAGCUCAUUUGAGGUUGAGGCUUGAGCUUGUUACUUGUGCCCGUUGUUCGGGUGAUCCUUUGGAGAGAAGACGUGGUUCGUGCUUUCUCCAUUCUGUUUUGAACAAUAAUAAACAUGCUCAUGGAUAUUUUACUAUAGAGCCUGCGUGCUCAUGAAUAGCCCUGUGUGGCCCUUUUGUUUUAAACAAUGUUUUCCGCUGCGUUAUGAAUUACUUAUUAUGUUUGUUUAUGGAUGUUAUGUGUGUGAAUGAUAUUCAAGACGCCUUGUAUAAUAUGAAUGUGUUGGACUGCGGUUGACUAUUCGUAUUGUACGGCGGGUUGUUGACGUGUCCGGGGAGGUCCGGGGCGUGACAAAUGCUUUACAAAAAAAAAUCGUAAGAAUGUCAUAGUAAGAGAUAUGGUUGUCCCCCCCUCCAACAACAUGUUCCCAAACUUGUUAACUGGCAAAGAAAAGGGGUGCUAAAUGUGGCUAAGCAGAUAUCUGGAUUUGAAAUUGCUAUGCUGAAGCGGCACACUUAAAUCUAACACAUUAUGCUUCAAUGGUUGAAAAGGAAUUCAUUAAGACAAUUGAUGAGUUGUGCACCUAUGACUUCCGGAACCGUAGGAAUGGAGAGAAGGCACACAUUUGCCUUCAACAAUGCAUGUUGGAUGAAGUUUUAUGGCCUCGUCAAGAAGGAGAUAGGUACCCGUCGUAUGGUGAGUUUGUUCCCAUGUGCGGAUAUUUUAGACUGCCACCCCAUGAGUAUUUUUUACUCAGAGCCAUUGCACAUCAAAUGGUUUUAGUAAGAGUGCAUGUGGGUAAAGACUUCCGCGCUUAUCAAGGAGGUAUUUUUUAGAGGAGAACGUAAUCGAGAAGAAAGACAAAAAUUAAACCUUGCAUGAACGCAAUUGGAUACGAUUACGAAAAGGUUUAUAUAACCCUUCAAAACUCUUGGGGAAAAUCAUGGGGUGACAAUGGAUGCACCAGAUUUGCUAUAGGGACUGACAACAUAAGCGGGGUCAAUGGAGUAUACAAGGAGUGUUAUAUCCCCUAUUUACACAAUCAAAGGACUCGCUUUAAUAAGCUAUUGGUAUGUAAAUUAAUUGAUAUAUUUGUUCAUUAAUAGAUUUGAAGUCCACAAUACGUAGUUCUUUUUUCAUUAAUUAUUGUUUUAUAUUAACAUAUACCCAUAUUCAUUAAUUAGUGGAUAUUGGAUCAUAUGCUCCAAAAACUUUGAAGCCACCAUUAACAGUCCCUAUACCCCUGAGGAGAUUAAGGAGUACGUUGUUAUUUGAUUAAAUUUUUAAUAUGAUUAAGUUUGUUGUAUAAUAACUUUGAAAUGUAUUUAUUUUCUAUAUUUCUUUUUCGAUACGCGAGGGUAAGCUGGUUGUGAAUGGAAAUCAUCUGAGACAUUUAGUAAUUUUCUAUGGUGUAUAUUGGAUUCAACAAAUGUUUGGAUUCUUUUUUCUGAUAUGGGUUGUGCGGCAUAUAACAAAUGUUGUGUAAAUACAAGCCAAAACUGAUUUAGAUUUUUACUUUUUCGGCGUGUCGUUUGUAUGAUGUUUUCAGUGACUCUUUGUUUUUGUUUUCUCUAACUUAUUUCGAAAAAGGAAGAAUGAAGAUUAUGUGGCUAUUGUAUUUGGUGAAGAUUCUUGUGAACAACCAAAGAUUGAUGAACUAAGUUGUAUGUUCAAAUAUGAGGGCCCCGCUUGGAGAUGUUGUAUCUGUGCACCAGUGUCCUGAUGUUAAAUAUGAGAAGCGCAUGCACAAAUUUCCUAUGAAUGAUACAAUUGAAGGGGUCAAUGGAGAUAUCUUUGAAUCCUAUUUGAAACGUAUGUUUUCUACUAAAUGAGCUAAUUUACGUAUGACUCUAUGGUUUGUUCAACUGUUCAAGUGAAUUAAAUUCCUAGGAUGGUGGAUUUGUUUCAUAUGCUUAACUGAUACCAAGUAGUUUAUUUACUGAUUACCUUUCCACACUUGAUACUUUUAGUUAUAAUUAUGAAGAUAGAAAACCAAAAGCAUCUCUUAUUCCCUUGGUGUAUAAUAGAAGACUCUGAGCUCAGGCUUUGUUUUCUGAUUGAUCUUAUGUUCUUCAAAUAGCAAAGCUGUCUCAUCUAGUUGAAUAUUUGAUCGUCCAUCUUCAAACUGAGCAAUUCUCAACUUAGUAAGCUAUGAAGAUUCGGUUACAUAAAGUGAUCAUCCAAGCUUCAUUGUUUUUCUCUUCGAACUGUGUGGCUGAAAUUACUGAUUUUUCAUCUUCUAUCCUAGUGAAAUCACGAUGAUUACAUUUGUGCAACUUACUGUUUGGAGGCAUAUCGACCUGUGAGGAUAGGAGACCAUUUCCCCGAUAGAGAAGGGAUAGAGAAAUAAUGUGUUGUUUCUCCAGACACUAAAAUCUUAUGUGAGGGUGAGCCAGUGAGGCGGGAGGAUGGGAAUAGGCUAUGAUGAUGUUGGUGGUGCGAGAAAAAAAUGGCUCAAAUUCGUGAUUUUGUUGAGUUGCCGUUGAGGCAUCAUCAACUUUUCAAAUUCAUUGGGGGUGAAGCCACCUAAGGGCAUUUUGCUAAUGAAGCUGGUGCAAUCUUCUUCUGCAUCAAUGGUCCAGAAAUCAUGUGCCAAUGUGCUGGAGCAAGUGAAAGAAAUCUUAGUAAGGCACUUGAAGAGGCUAAAAAGAAUGCUCCCUCCAUCGUAUUUAUUGAUGAGAUCGACUCGAUUGCCCCAAAACGGGAGAAAACGCACGGUGAAGUUGAGAGAAGAAUCGUCUCGCAACUCUUAACUUUGAUGGAUGGACUGAAAUCACUUGCUCAUGAUGUUACAGUUCUUCAGGUUCAUACUAAGAACAUGAAGUUGGCAGAAGAUGUUGAUCCGGAGAAUAUUGUGGAAGACGCUCAUGGCUACGUUGGUGCUGAUCUUGGUGCUCUUUGCACUGGAGCUGCACUUCAGUGCAUUGGAGAAAAGACGGACAUCAUUGAACUGGAGGAUGAAAGCAUUAAUGCUGAGGUUUUGAAUCAUAUGGCUGUUUUGAAUGAACACUUCCAAACUGCCCCUGGAACAAGCAAAGUCUCUGCUUCACGUGAGACUGUAAGUAUUUUUCUUUGGUAACAUUUAAAGGCUGUUUUGGAUAACUUUAUGGUAUAUGUGCUUUCUCAUUCAAGCACUUAAAUGGUUUUCUUAAAGCAACAAUCUGAUGCUUUCUUCAAUAAGCACUAAAAGUGGGUUUGUUCUUCUAUAAAAAGUGCUUCUCUUUGAAGUAGUGUUUUUCCAAUAAAAGCAUUUAUGCCUUGAAGUUAGUAUUACAAAUGAACUUUGAUAUUGUGAUGACAUGAUAUAGUUUUAAGAACACAAUGUUACUGCUUUUAUACUUCAAUGUACCUUCAGGUUGUGGAAGUGCCCAAUGUCAGUUGGGACAAUAUUGUAGGCCUUGGAAAUGUUAAGAAAGAGCUUCAGUAAUGAUCUAAAAUAUACUGCUUUUAUUUUGUUAAUGGCCUUAUCUAAAAUAUUUUUAGUGUACGGUCUAAUUCUUUUUACUAUCAUGCACGUAGACUGUUCAAAAUCUUGUGGAACACCCCGAGAACAUAGCAAGUAAGUGUCAAGCUAAUUUCAUUAGUGGAACAUUCUAUCUGUUCAGUAGAUGGCUGCAUUAUGAACAAACAAUAUAUUUUAAAAUUUACUGGACUAUUUAUUACAACAGAGAGAUAAAGAUAUAUGGAAAAGACUUAAACAUUAUCCUUCAACCGAUUUAGCACAUGAAACAUCUUUAAUACGCAAUAUAACACAUCAAUCGAGUUUUUUGUGUCGUUGCAAGAUAUACAGAGGGAGAGGAGGAAGGGGGAAUUCGGACUCCGUGGAUGAUGAAUUGGUAGAGAUAAAGUCUGAACAUUUUGAGGAGUCAAAAUGAUUUGGGCUGAGCUCCGGUUCAUGAAGUCUAGAGGAUUUUGACUAGAUCCGACCUGUUUGCAAAUACUGCUUCCUGCACACGACGAAGAGGACCUGUAUAGUUGAAUAUAUCAAUGGUUCUCUCUUAUCCAAAUUUAGUAUAUGAAGAGGACCCGUUACUCUAGAAAUUUAGAAUUCAAUAGUAUUUAGGACUACGUUACAAAUAUAUAAAUGGUUCUCUCAAGUGCUCAACAUUAUUAAUUCUAAGUCAUUAGUAUUACAUAUUAUAUGUAAAUUCUACUACGUUAAUUUAAGACAAAUAUGUUGGUAUUCUACCUAAUUUCAAUAUGGUAACUCUUCGGC
Molecule: messenger RNA, 4674 nt
Organism: Cuscuta epithymum
Lineage: Eukaryota; Viridiplantae; Streptophyta; Magnoliopsida; Solanales; Convolvulaceae
Source: the annotation of a GenBank genome assembly